Molecule: messenger RNA, 1924 nt
Organism: Neomonachus schauinslandi (Hawaiian monk seal)
Lineage: Eukaryota; Metazoa; Chordata; Mammalia; Carnivora; Phocidae
Gene: ELOVL2
Product: ELOVL fatty acid elongase 2
Exons: 8
Coding region: 1-975 (324 amino acids)
Biological process (GO): sphingolipid biosynthetic process; very long-chain fatty acid biosynthetic process; fatty acid elongation, saturated fatty acid
Cellular component (GO): endoplasmic reticulum; endoplasmic reticulum membrane
Molecular function (GO): fatty acid elongase activity
Source: RefSeq, a predicted model, not a curated record
AUGGUUCAUUUAUAUUUCUCUUCAGUUGUGGUAACCAAAUAUGUCCCCUCAGAUGCUUCAAUACCUGACCUAGAUGGUUUCAGUCUUGAGCAUCUAAAGGCCUUUGAUGAUGAAAUCAGUGCUUUUUUGGACAAUAUGUUUGGACCUCGAGAUUUUCGAGUCAGAGGAUGGUUCAUGUUGGACUCCUACCUUCCCACCUUUUUUCUUACUGUCCUGUAUCUGCUUUCCAUAUGGCUGGGUAACAAAUACAUGAAGAACAGACCUGCUCUUUCCCUCAGGGGCGUCCUCACCUUGUACAAUCUCGGAAUCACACUUCUCUCCGUAUAUAUGCUGGUCGAGCUUAUUCUCUCCAGUUGGGAAGGAGGCUACAACUUACAGUGUCAAGAUCUCGCCAGUGCCGGGGAAGCUGAUGUCCGGGUAGCUAAGGUGUUAUGGUGGUACUACUUCUCCAAAUCCGUAGAGUUCCUGGACACAAUUUUCUUUGUUUUGCGGAAAAAAACCAGUCAGAUUACUUUUCUUCACGUAUACCAUCAUGCCUCCAUGUUUAACAUCUGGUGGUGUGUUUUGAACUGGAUACCUUGUGGGCAAAGUUUCUUUGGACCCACACUGAACAGUUUUAUCCACAUUCUUAUGUACUCCUACUAUGGCCUUUCUGUUUUUCCAUCUAUGCACAAGUAUCUUUGGUGGAAGAAAUAUCUCACACAGGCUCAACUGGUACAGUUCGUGCUCACCAUCACGCACACCAUGAGUGCAGUGGUGAGACCCUGUGGCUUCCCCCUGGGCUGUCUCAUCUUCCAGUCUUACUACAUGCUGACGUUAGUCAUCCUCUUCUUAAAUUUUUACGUGCAGACAUACCAGAAAAAGCCAGUGAAGAAAAAUAUGGAAGAGCCACCUGCAGGGAAAGAAGUUAAGAACGGUUUUUCCAAAGCCUACUUCACCGUGACUAAUGGGGUCAUCAACAGGAAAGCACAAUAAACGUCGAGUAACAGACAAAGCAUAUAUAAUAGCCUAACAGAUUCGCUUGUUUUAAAGCAAAGACUGAAUUGAAAGUUACAUGUUUUAGCAUAAACUAAUUUCUUUUGAGUUUAUAAAUCAUUUGUACCCGGAAUGUAUUAAUAUAUUGCUAUUAGCUUAAUCUGUUAACUGAAUGCUCCCGUCAGCACACCGUGUCACCUCAGACACCGAGCUCUGUAGACCUCAGACCUGGUGUAGCUUCUCUCUCCUCCUCCCCACAAACUGAACCCCUCACCAGAAACUGUUUCCAUAACGCCUUAUACACAUACAAAGCCAGGAAACAUGGAGCCUUGUUUUCCGAAGCCAGUCUUCAAAUAAAAAGUUUUAUUCAGAUUGAAAUGUUUAAAACAAAAUGGUAAUUACCUUCUAACCACAGGGUCUUAAUCUAUAUUAAGCAAUAAUUGCUUAGUGCUUAUUAAGCAAUAAAGUCAUUAGUCCAUUUGUCCCAUUAGGACUCAACCCCAGAAAAUAAUUAAAAUGGAUUAUACAUGGAAGACAGGAAAAUCUAGCACAACUUUUUUCUUUUAAGGUGCAGUCUGUCAAAUUCCUACACUAAGUCUCAACUUCGUGAUAUGGUAAUGAAAUUUGUAUUUUAUUUUGACGAUUACUUUUUCUAAGAAGAAAAAACAUCUUCUGCCAAAUCCUCAUAGCUCAGGGGCUUCAGAUAGGAGUUGUUCCUCAGUUUUAAUUUGGUUUCCAUGACUAUUCAUAUGUUCAUGUCUACCUCCUAUGUUAAAUUCCCCUACUUUAGGUUGUAAACACACACCUUGCUCAGUUUUGAAAGCAGGAUCUAAAUCUGGCCGCCCGUUUCCUUUCUGAUCAAGGAAUCUUCCCUUCUCCCUAGAAGGAUAAGCCACUGGAAUAUUUCUAAAUCAGAGCAGUUGGGGCAAAACAGACAUUGAGUUUUUCC